CCAACCUCGAGGAGCACUCACUCAUCAUGCCGCUUAUCGUUCUCACCGGAUACCCCUGCUCGGGACUCAGCUACCGCGCCCGUCAACUCGCAUCCCAACUCGAAAAUACACAGAACGAACUCUUCGCGUCGGGAGCAAUCCCCUCUUCGAAACCCCGGUAUAAGAUUCAUAUCGUGCCGACGCAUGAUGUCUCGCAUCCGCGAACUGUGUACGAUACCGCGCGUACGGAGAAGGAAACUCGUGGUGUGGCAUAUACGCGGGCGAAGCGCGCCCUGGGCCGCGACAGCUUUGUGAUUCUCGAUGGAAUGAACUACAUUAAGGGAUAUAGGUACCAGCUUUGGUGUGAGGCCAAGGCCCUAGGAACAUCAUGCUGUGUGGUCCAUGUCGGCACACCGAUCGAUCAGUGCGUCGCAAACAACGAGGCACGACUGCGUCGCAAAAAUCCACACUCUCAAGAACUGGAAUCUGCACAGCAAUCGGCCAAAGAGGAAAGUGUCUCUGAGUCUCAAACUUGCCCCACCCCACCCCCACCACCAAAAGAAGAAGACACCGAAGACCCAUACCCCCCGGAGCUCCUCAACAAUCUCAUCUUCCGCUACGAAGAACCCAACAUCCAUAGCCGUUGGGACAAACCCCUCUUCACGGUUCCCUGGUCCGACGUCGAACCCCCUAUCGCAGAGAUCUGGACCGCCCUCACUGGCCUCCCGCACCCAUCCACUCUUUCUCAGACCGACCAGGCACCAGACGACGCAUCCUCCAUUUCCACUCUCGCAGCUGCUCUCUCCCUGACCUCUCCCACAAAUCUUUUAUCUGCAGCCAGCACAACGACCGCAGCACCAUCUGGAACACGCGCCGCAGCGCUCCAAAGACCCAGAAUCAAGCCGCAUCAAGCCACCGUGCUCCCCACGGCGACCGCCUCGUCAGCUCUAUACAAUAUAGAAAAACGUACCUCCGCAAUCGUCCAAGCGAUCCGAAGUUUCUCUCUCUCAAACCCCUCCGCAAAGGCCGCCCUCGCGCAAAGCCAAAGCGCCAAGGUUCGCACAAGGCCCGGCGAAGAAGGCAUCACUAUCGUUGUCCCGGAGGCUUCGAUCCCUAUUUUCAUCCCUGCGCAUAUUGCCUCCGCAAGCACAACGGAUGAUCUUGCUGCCGCGGGUGGGAUCCUGGCUCUACCGCGGCUGCAGAGGUUGCGGAGGCAGUGGAUUGCAUUGAACAGGGCGUAUGUUGCAGGUCCUCAUGCGUCGGGUAAGGGUGGUCUCAUGGAUGAUCAGAUCGCAGAUGCAUUUGUCCGGUUUUUGAAUGCCGAUUUCGCAGACGAGGUUGAUGAGAGGUAGUAGUUCCUGUUAUAUAAAUAACUUGGAAGGAUGCAUGUAGAGUAUAGUAAAAUCAUGACUUGACGAAAUUUAGAUCAAUUUAUUUAGAGACGCAUGGCAUGUCUAGCGAGGUGUUGGUAAAGCAGUCUUUUUUUCCUGUUUUUCUAUCAAUAAUCUCCAAACGGAGACGGAGACGGAGACGGAGAGACAAGGAUGUCUAGAAGAGAGCUCAGCAUAUCUCUCACCCAACCUGAAAUAGACUCAAAUCAGAUACUGU
Messenger RNA from Aspergillus ochraceoroseus IBT 24754, 1587 nucleotides. RefSeq names its product putative RNA polymerase II Elongator complex associated protein Kti12. NCBI's taxonomy places the organism in Eukaryota, Fungi, Ascomycota, Eurotiomycetes, Eurotiales, Aspergillaceae. The record is from RefSeq and is a predicted model, not a curated record. The coding region runs from base 27 to 1331 and encodes 434 amino acids. The transcript has 3 exons.